CGACAAUCUCCAAAGAACCGGCUCCACACUCUCCCCAUCGCCGAAAAUCAUCAUGUCCCACGAAUCGGUCUGGUAUUCGCGUCCGCGCACCUACGGCAAGGGAAGCCGCUCCUGCCGCGUCUGCACCCACACGGCCGGUCUGAUCCGCAAGUACGGCUUGAACAUCUGCCGUCAGUGCUUCAGAGAAAAGGCGGCGGAUAUCGGCUUUGUCAAGCACCGAUAAAUGGAUUUUGAGGGAUGGAAGGGAGCUUGAUGAUCCAGUAUAAGAACGGGAAACGUGAUGCGGGAGGACGCUAAAGUCCAAGGCAGAAAAUGGAGUGGAUGAUGCAGAAAGACCGGCAUGGACUCAUUCAUGAUAUACGCAUACGUGCAGUCGUCGGAUAAUGGGUUCUGAAGCACUCAAGUGGCAGUCAUACACUGACAGCGAUACCCAUGCAUAUAACCUGCCCCUCCAAAAAAGCACUGCGCUUCUCAGAUCUUUACAAUGUCCACUCUUGCCCUCUCCCAC
Messenger RNA from Westerdykella ornata, 508 nucleotides. Its product is annotated as ribosomal protein S14. The coding region runs from base 53 to 223 and encodes 56 amino acids. Gene Ontology annotation, molecular function: zinc ion binding; structural constituent of ribosome. Gene Ontology annotation, biological process: translation. Lineage: Eukaryota; Fungi; Ascomycota; Dothideomycetes; Pleosporales; Sporormiaceae. Gene Ontology annotation, cellular component: ribosome; cytosolic small ribosomal subunit. The record is from RefSeq and is a predicted model, not a curated record. The transcript has 3 exons.